Brachypodium distachyon (stiff brome) is the source of this 1276-nucleotide messenger RNA. Its product is annotated as pectinesterase 31. Gene Ontology annotation, biological process: cell wall modification. The coding region runs from base 90 to 1082 and encodes 330 amino acids. The transcript has 6 exons. Gene Ontology annotation, molecular function: pectinesterase activity. The record is from RefSeq and is a predicted model, not a curated record. Lineage: Eukaryota; Viridiplantae; Streptophyta; Magnoliopsida; Poales; Poaceae.
CACGCUAUUACCAAAUCAGCUGUUACGCCAAACACGACCGAGAACCAGUCCACGAACCAACGCCCAUCCGCGGCGGUGUGUCCCCAUCCAUGGCGCAGCAGCAGCUUCUGCAGCCGCAGCAGAGGCGCGUGCUCCGCGUGUCUCGUCCGGGCUCGGUAGGAGGGGACGGAGAGGCGUUCCCGACGGUGCAGGCCGCGCUGGACGCUGUGCCGCUGGGCAACAGGGCGCGCACCGUCAUCCGCCUCGCGCCCGGGGUGUACAAGGAGCCCGUCUACGUCCCCAAGACCAAGAACUUCGUCACCCUUGCCGGCGCCUCCGCCGAGGCCACCGUCAUCUCCUGGGACAACACCGCCACCCGCAUCAAGCACGACCAGACAUCCAGGGUUAUUGGGACAGGAACAUUCGGCUGUGGAACAGUUAUUGUGGAGGGAGAGGAUUUCAUUGCAGAGAAUAUCACAUUUGAGAACUCAGCUCCCCAGGGAUCCGGGCAAGCAGUCGCAGUCCGGGUAACAGCAGAUAGGUGUGCCUUCUAUAGUUGCCGGUUUCUUGGUUGGCAAGAUACGCUAUAUUUACAUUAUGGAAAACAAUAUUUAAGAGACUGUUACAUUGAAGGUAAUUGUGACUUCAUCUUUGGUAACUCUAUUGCCCUUCUGGAACAUUGCCAUAUCCAUUGCAAAUCGGCGGGGUAUAUUACUGCCCAUAGCCGGAAAUCCUCUUCAGAAUCAACUGGCUAUGUAUUCUUAAGGUGUAUUAUUACUGGAAAUGGAGAAGCUGGAUAUAUAUUCCUUGGUCGGCCAUGGGGACCCUUUGGGAGGGUUGUCUUUGCACACACUUUUAUGGAUCGUUGUGUUAAGCCUACUGGGUGGCAUAACUGGGACAAAUCUGAGAAUGAAAGAACCGCGUGUUUCUAUGAGUACAGAUGCUCAGGGCCUGGUUCCCGACCAUCAAACAGAGUGGCUUGGUGUAGACAAUUGCUUGAUGUUGAAGCAGAGCAAUUCCUUACACACUCUUUUGUUGAUCCAGACCUUGAUAGGCCAUGGCUUCUCCAGAUGAUGGCGAUAAGAAUACCAGCUUCAGCGUAGUCUGAUGGCAGCAUAUUAGCUCAAGCCUCCUUCCUCUGAUAAAUAAAUUUGGGGAUGUACGAUAAGUUUGUAACAUUUGGUCAGUUAGUAUCCACGUUAUCAUAUCUGGGAGAGAGAAAUAUUUUGUUAUGUACGUUCUCACGAGUCAACUCUUUUUCUGUAUGAAAAUGCACUAAACUUGAUUGUAGCCAAAA